GAUAGAGCAAACGAUCGCAACAGAAUCCAAUAAAGUGGACGAAGAAUAAAUCCUGUCGUCGUCCGGCACUGAGGACGCGGUUCUGGAUCCUGACAGCCAGUGUGGGUCUGCCUGCAGGGCAGCUGUUGCUGACGCACCACAGCUGAAACCGGAGGAGUCUCUCCAGACAAAACAAAAAUGGAUUCCGAGUAUGUCAAGACGCAUUUGGGAAAAUGUCUGGCUGAGGGACUGGCUGAAGUGGUGGAGCAGCGUCCCAUUGACCCCAUCCAGUUUUUAGCCCACUGGCUGUACAAAUACAACGCCAACGUUGAGUAUGAAGCAAAGAAACAAGCAAGGUUGGCGCUUGUGGAGCAGGAGCGGGCCAAAGCUGCAAAGGGUUCGCCGCCCCAGGAGGAGCCCACUUCAAAACUCUCUGGAACGGGGCCUUCACGACCGGGUGAUGCCGCAGGAGCCGCCGAGGAGCCCGAGAGGGAAGCAGACCGACCCGAGCUGUCAGAAACCCAGCAGGACACGGACCAACAUCAAAGUGGCACUCUGGCAAAUGAGCAGGAGGUGAAGACUACAGAUGACUUAACUGCUCCAGAAUCCUCUGUGGAGACAGUUGUCUCUCCGCGGUCUGUAGUGAAGACCGAAGCAGAGAGACCCCAGCAGGAGACAAAGGGUGGAGUAGAAGAUGAGAAGGUGGAGUUUAGCCUGGCCGAAACUGCUGAGCCGGCCCACACCAAAGGUUCUGCCGUCAGCCGGGUUGAGCCUGAGGGGGACGAAGGGCAGGAGCAACCAGACCAAACCAGUCCUGGUGACCCUGAAAGCCAACACCCAGAGAAGAAGGGCCAGCAGGACCAGCACGCCGAGUCCUCCCAGCCUGAGUCUGCGCAGGUGGAGCCCACUCAACCCGGGGCCUCCCAGAUCGAAUCCACACAGGCAGACUCUGAGCUGGCUGAGUCCAUGCAGGCAGAGACCUCGCUAGCAGAACUGGUCCAGGUCGAAUCCGUGCAGAUCAAGGCCCCCCACCUUGAGUUUGAGCAGGUGGAGUCCACGCCAGAUGAGUCCAAGCAAGGUGAAUCUGGGCAAUCUGAGUCCACACAGGUGGAGUCAAUGCGCGUUGAGGCCUCUGUAGCAGAACCGGUCCAGGCUGAAUCCACGCAGAUCAAGACCACCCAACCUGACUUUGAGCUCGUGGAGUCCACGACAGAUGAGUCCAAGCAAGCAGAAUCUGGGCAAUCUGAGUCCACAAAGGCGGAGCCAAUCCACGUUGAAUCCUCUCUGGAAGAACCGGUCCAGGUUGAAUCCAAGCAGAUCAAGACCACCCAAGCUGACUUGGAGCAGGUGGAGUCCACGCCAUACAAUUCCAAGCAAGCUGAGUCUGCGAAGGAAAAGUCCAUGCUGGAUGAUUCUGCACAGUCUGAGUCCACACAGUUUAAGUCUACACAGGUGGAGUCCACACAGGACAAGUCCUCUCUAGCUGAGCCGUCCCAAGUCGAAUCCAUACAGAUAGAGACCCCCAAAGCCGAGUCCAAUCAUGCUGACUCCACACAGGCAGAGUUAUCUCAAGCUGAGGACUACCAGAUCGAAUCCACACAGGUUGAGGCCUCUCAGCCAGAAUCUUUGCAGAUCGAGUCUGCACAAGUGGAAUCCACGCCGGACAACUCCACGCAAGCUUACUUUGAGCCGGCUGAGUCUGCGCAGAUGGAGUCCACACCAGAUGAAUCCACAGACGUGAACACCUCUCAGCCUGAGUCUGCGCAGUUAGGGUCCAUGCCUGCCGAGUCUGCACAUGCCGGAUCCACACAGUUCAAGUCGGUGCAGAUGGAGUCCACACCAGACGAAUCCACACAGGUGGACACCUCUCAGCGUGAGUUUGCACAAAUGGAGUCCACACAGAUUAAGUCUGCGACUGUGAGAUCCAUGCCGGACAACUCCAUGCAAGCUCACUUUGAGUCUGCGCAGCUCAAGUCUGUGCAGAUGGAGUCUACACCAGACAAAGCCACACAAGCGGACACCUCUCAGCCUGAGUCUGCACAGAUGGCAUCCACACAGGCUGAGUCUUUGCUGGCUGAGUCGGAACCAGACGACUACGUACAGGCCAAGUCUCCGCAGGUGGAGACUACACAGUCCCAGAACUUGCAGGACGAGUCCGCAGAAUCUGUCCAAGUGAAGUCCAAACAGUUGCAGUCCAUACAGGCCACGUCCUCGCAGGCUGAGUGUGCAGAAGUCCUGCCUGGUGACAAUCUCGAGCCACAAGUAGCAAAAACUGAGGGGGAGACACCCAGUCCAAGUUCACCUCCUUGUCAAGACCAGGAAGAAGGUCCUGAGCUCGUCCAGGGAGAAGAUGGAAAAUGAUCACCGAGUUGCUGCUUGAUGAGCCACGUACCGAUCAGUUCUCCGAAUACUGUUAAUAUAUCCUUGCAGUCACAGUGCUAAAUAAACAUUAUAUCCGUGUAAGACUGUGCCAUUUGGAAUCAUU
This is a messenger RNA of Dunckerocampus dactyliophorus (ringed pipefish), 2464 nucleotides long. Its product is annotated as titin homolog. Bases 178 to 2340 code for a protein of 720 amino acids. The record is from RefSeq and is a predicted model, not a curated record. Lineage: Eukaryota; Metazoa; Chordata; Actinopteri; Syngnathiformes; Syngnathidae. The transcript has 8 exons. Gene Ontology annotation, cellular component: Set1C/COMPASS complex.